AUGCGCUCUCCAGUCACCGGAGCCUUGUGGCUCUAUGGACUCCUUUUGGCGACUAGGAUUUCUGGAGUCUGCGGAGAUACAAAACCGAAUUUCAUGAGCGUGCGAAAGAAUGUAACAAAAGAGUAUAAAAGUGAACGUGAGAUACCGAAGGAGAAAUACUUUCGUAAGUGCAAUUCUUCCGUCGAUCAUGAUCUACAGCCCCACGGCCUAAUGAAUCAGAGUAUCUUCGGUCAUCAUUAUGACGGCCGAUACGCCAAUGCUAGUCUCCCAGAUACGAAAGUCAUUCCAUAUCUCUCGGAUCUAAUCCAGACAUAUUUCACAACAAUGAACGCAAUCGGCGCAGAGACGUGGAUCAUGCAUGGGACUCUCUUAGCCUGGUGGUGGAACCAGAAGCUCUUCCCGUGGGAUGACGAUCUAGACGUGCAGAUCUCGGAGCCAACGAUUCAUUUCUUGGCAGAGUACUAUAAUAUGACCGAGCAUCAUUUUGACCUCCCCAACGUCGACGGUGGCCGUAAAUACAUGCUCGAGGUCAAUCCCAAUUAUGUCGUCAAAUCGGAGAGAGACACUUUGAAUAAGAUUGAUGCCCGCUGGAUUGAUAUGUCGUCCGGUCUUUUCAUUGAUAUCACUGCUGUCCGCAGGGAUCAGGCUGCGCGGCUGAAUGGUCGUCCGGAAGCGCUAAUGUGCAAGGAUAAGCAUAACUAUGAUGAGAGUGACAUCUUCCCGCUGCGUGACAGUCUCUUCGAGGGUGUUCCGGUCAAAAUCCCAUACGCUUAUACAUAUAUCCUCGAAGAAGAGUAUGGCCCAAGGGCACUCACUCGAACAAGCUUUUAUGGUUACAUCUUCAAUGAACGGACCAGGAUUUGGGAGUCCGCGACGCGUAAAUCCAAGCGCUCCCUUUGA
This is a messenger RNA of Penicillium concentricum, 900 nucleotides long. RefSeq lists its product as uncharacterized. Bases 1 to 900 code for a protein of 299 amino acids. Lineage: Eukaryota; Fungi; Ascomycota; Eurotiomycetes; Eurotiales; Aspergillaceae. The record is from RefSeq and is a predicted model, not a curated record. The transcript has 8 exons.